AUGUCCAGGCAAUCCCGCACCCCUUCUCCCCCUCCCUUGAUGGUCACUCAUGUUGAUGAGAGACUUGAGGGUACUGACCGCGUCAGCGCUGCAACUUGGACGAGGGAGAUCAUGUGGGAUGAUCCUUACCCUCCUACUGAUGAGCAGCUGGAAGCAUUCGGACGACAGUCAUAUGACUGGCUCGAUAACAAGUACGGAUCCAGAGCCUUUAUCGGACAAAGCAGAAGAACUGGAUCUCUCCUGGUUGCGACCAUGUACAUCCCAUUUGGACUUGACGGCGGUGUUAUUUACCAGAGCACCAUUCCCCGAGGUGUCUUCCGACAGGAAAUCUCACAGUACGGCUCCACCUACGCAGUGAACUGGUGGCAUGCUGCUUCGUCCUUCGUCACAGUCACCAACCCUACCACACGCCAGCGGGAGGUCAGAAGCAACAGAGACGGGCCCCACCCCGACCACAUCCACGCGGAGGAUGUCCUUUACUACCUCGUCGAGCGAAACUACCGCGAUAGGUUCAUCCGUGGAGGAAAGUUCUACGCGCGCGAUGGUCCUAUCCGUAUCAUCGUGUAUGGAUUCAGACCCGGAUACGACUACCGUCCUCGCGAGCAGCAGACUAGGGACCCUUACAUCGGAGUCCAGGAGCUUUGCGCCCCGGGUCAUCAAAAGAAUGCCUGCUGUCAGGAUAUCUGCGCCCGCCUUGGCUGCACUUGGAUCAAGCCGCGCAUUCUCCGGGUAGCAACGAGCUCUACCAGCGCUGGUGGUGGCGGUGGCGGCGGUGCUGGAAGCAGCCGUGCACCACCUCCAGCCGGCGGUGAUGGAAGCCGCCGCUCGGGUCCCAGCAGUGGUCGGCCUGGUGCUGGAGGAGGGGACCCUUAUGGAGACAGCUCCCGCCGAUCCGAUUCAACACGGCCUGGACAUCCUGGUGGUAUGACGGAAUUAACCAUGAAGAUGUCCGGAAUGAGCGUCAAGAGUUCCAGGCGGGAUGAUACCAAGGUACGCACGGAUGGCCGUCACUCGAGCCGCAAAGAAGAGGUCCGUUCUUCUUCUCGGAGGGAGGAUGUUUAUCGCGAUGAUGGCCGUUCGAGCACCAGGCGCUCUGAAAGGGAUCCCUAUCGCGAUGACGGAAGAAGCAGCAGGCGUACAACAGAGGCUGUCUAUCGUGAUGAGCGGGACCGAUAUGGAGAGGUUCGUCGUGUGAUCAGAGGUUGA
Molecule: messenger RNA, 1206 nt
Organism: Podospora pseudocomata
Lineage: Eukaryota; Fungi; Ascomycota; Sordariomycetes; Sordariales; Podosporaceae
Exons: 1
Coding region: 1-1206 (401 amino acids)
Source: RefSeq, a predicted model, not a curated record